Messenger RNA from Kwoniella shivajii, 1152 nucleotides. RefSeq lists its product as uncharacterized. Bases 1 to 1152 code for a protein of 383 amino acids. The transcript has 6 exons. Lineage: Eukaryota; Fungi; Basidiomycota; Tremellomycetes; Tremellales; Cryptococcaceae. The record is from RefSeq and is a predicted model, not a curated record.
AUGAACGAGUCGUACACCCAGGACGAUCCUCGUCUUCGACCAGUACCUCUCGCUCGAUAUCCAUGGCGGGCACUUCCACAAUCAAGAUCGCAAGACGCGGUCGUGAAGGUAUCCUUCAUCUAUACAUCAGAGAUCAUUAUACCAACAAGCAUGAUAACAUCGAUUGACAUCGGUGAGACGCGCUCGUCACUACCUUGUCCUUCGGUAUUGAUUGAAAGGGGCGACUAUGCAUUGCUUUUCGAUCUCGGAUUCAGAGAAGAUCCGGAAAACUUCGCAAAACCGGUACUAGAGCAAAUAAUGUCAGUUGCGGGCGCCAUACCCGCCCCUGGCCCAAUCAAGCGUCUGAAGGAAUAUGGCUAUGACCUUGAGCGUCUUAAAUGUGUGAUCAUCAGUCAUAAGCAUCUGGAUCGCGAGUUAUUACUGCUCCAAGUGUGGAUAUCGGCUGAUAAUCAAUCAUUGAAACAGAUUUCUGCUAGCGGUGACUUGAAUACACUACCAUACCCUGAUCGUCCGGUCAUUUUAGGCGCAGGAGCACGAGAAGAUAUAGGUAAAGGCUACCCAGACGACCCGAACGGACAUUGGGAAUCGGCUUGGUUCAAGAAGUACCGCUUUGUUGAUUUACCCAAACCUGAAACAGAAGGUUUCUGGUCCAAAGAUAUCCGAGAUUCUUCCGAGCAGAUUGAUAGGACAUGGGAGCCUGUUGGUUGCUUCGAGCACGGAGUGGACUGGUUCGGAGAUGGCAGUUUCUGGUUGAUCGAUGCACCAGGACAUUGUCCGGGACACUUGAUGGCUCUAUGUCGAGUGACUUCUCAACCUGAUACAUAUGUACUCCUGGCAGGGGAUGCUGCUCAUCAUCAAAAUAUGUACCUACCAGUACCCACAUCUGAGGGUGACUACAGGACCCCUAAAUCAGUUGUUGAUGGCGUGGUACAGCUUGCCGAUGAUCCUGUAGUGGCUACAUACACAGUUGGACAAUUAACAAGAAUGAGUCAAGAGGAAAAUGUCAUGGUAAUCCUGUCCCACGAAAGGGGAGUGCAAGGCAUUAUUGACUAUUUCCCAAAAGAUAUAGGCAAGUGGAAAGAAAGAGGAUGGAAGGAAGCAAAAGAGAAGAAAGUUACCGAGGACGCCGAGCGGAGAAGUCAGCUAAAUUGA